Debaryomyces hansenii CBS767 is the source of this 186-nucleotide messenger RNA. RefSeq names its product DEHA2F03234p. The coding region runs from base 1 to 186 and encodes 61 amino acids. The transcript has a single exon. The record is from RefSeq and is a predicted model, not a curated record. Lineage: Eukaryota; Fungi; Ascomycota; Pichiomycetes; Serinales; Debaryomycetaceae.
AUGGGAGGUGACGAUCAUCAUAAAUUAGACCAAGCUAAGGACAUUGCUACUGGUGUUGCCGGAGGUGUUGGUGGUGGUGCUAUUGCCAAUAAGUUAGGUUUAGGCCAAGCUGGAGGCAUCGUUGGUUCUGUUGCAGGCUCGAUUGGUGCCAACAAGGCCGACCACAAAGCUGAAGAAAAGAAGUAG